Perognathus longimembris pacificus (Pacific pocket mouse) is the source of this 1747-nucleotide messenger RNA. It is a transcript of the gene Slx4ip, whose product is annotated as SLX4 interacting protein. Lineage: Eukaryota; Metazoa; Chordata; Mammalia; Rodentia; Heteromyidae. The record is from RefSeq and is a predicted model, not a curated record.
GUCAGGUAUUGCUAAGCUUGGAGCAUUGGUAAGUAACAAAAACAGUUGCAGAUCUCAUCAUCUCCAAGAAGAAACUGGCUAGCAUACCAAACAUACAGCAAAUGAAAAAAAAAACACAGUCCUGAAACUGAGUUUCAAAAAGAGGAACAUGAUACUACCCACCCCAGAAAGGGAGAAUUGCCCUGGUCUGGAGCUUUAAAACGUUUUCCUGAAGAACCUCCGAGCCAAGACUGAAGGCAGCUUUGGUGUGAGCACAUAAGGAGGUGAGGUAGACAGAGCAAGAAGUGCCUUGCAUCAGAGCCAAGGUCCUGUGUUUUGUUUCACUCUGUGUUAAACAGAGCUGGUAUCCAUUCAGUAAAUUACAAAUGAGUGAAUGAGCAAAGGCUGGCAGGGCUGGAGCAGAGCAGAGAAUUGAAUGGUAGAUUUACAUGGAGCUUGAGGAUCUGCUAAGGCUCCAACCUCUCACAAGCUUGCAGUGUGGGAAAUUUGCUGUCCUGGUGGAUCUUCAUAUAUUGCCACAGGGGUCAAACAAAGACACCAGCUGGUUUUCUGAGCAGAAGAAAGAGGAAGUCUGUUUGCUGUUAAAAGAAGCCAUUGAUUCAAGAGUUAAGGAGCACUUGGAAGUUCGUAAACAGCAAAAGCCAUCAAGUACAGAAUUCACAAGAUCCAAUCCUUUGUCCUUAAAAGGCUAUGGUUUUCAAAUCACAGCCUAUUUCCUGAAGAGAGGAAUCCACCUUCGCUGCAUUGGGAGCUCACAGACUACUGAUCUCCAAGUAUUCCCUGACAGAUUCGUGGUCUGUGUUAGUGAGCUUGCUCAUAGUCGUGACAUCUUGGCAAAUCAGAAUCAAGAAUUGACAGAAAGAGUUCUUCAUGGAAUAUCUGAUUAUUUUGCUGAAUGUACCAAGUCCUCUUCCUCCCAGGGUAAACGCAAGAGAAAUACUCUGAAAGAAAUUGUGAAAAGAACUAAAACAAAAGGCAGCAUUGUGAGCAAAUCACAGAGCAGAAGAGAGACUGCGGUAACAUCUAGGGACUCAAUGACUGCAGAGGCACCCAGAAGGGCUGCCAUCAGCCUUCCUUCCUCCACCCCAUGUCAGAAUCUGUGGGACAAAGGAUUACAUAAAACAGCAGAGAACCACUGUACAAAACUGGAAAAUGUUCGUCCAACCCACAGCCAGCAGAAACCUCAUCCUGGGGAGCAGUUAGAGACAGGACUUCUGAGGGGUCCUGUCUCUAGCUGUGAGUCAGCAUCACCAGGUCCAAAGCAAAGUCCAGGAACUGCCAAAACAUCACAAAGUCGCAGGAAUCGCGGCCCUGUGGAAGACUCUGACCACCGCAAGAGAGUUUCUCUUGGAAGUGAUCAGUUCAUCCCAAGAGAGACACGAGUGGAAAAAGCAGCUGUCAGUGUUUUACCAGCUUCAGAGUUGUCAGAUCCGGGGUUACUUCUGGAACAAAAUUUGGCAAAAACCAUGGCCCAAGAAGACCUGCAUGUUUUGGAAAUUUCUCCAGACAUCUUACAAGAAAAUAACCCAGGGCAAGCACACCACAGCAGCUGAGCCAUAAACAAUGAAAGCUUAGCUCCCAUCUAAAGCAGCCCAACAGAGAAAUGAAAGAAUUGGCAGAAUUGAGGUUGGAGAUACAAUGUCCAAAUCUGUGAUGACAAGAGAGCUGUGUAUAUAGUUGCUGAUACUUAAAAGGAAAUCAACACAAUGAGCACUUCAAAUAAAGCUUAUAUAUGUGUUAUAUUUCA